Messenger RNA from Benincasa hispida (wax gourd), 2655 nucleotides. It is a transcript of the gene OTP85, whose product is annotated as Pentatricopeptide repeat (PPR) superfamily protein. Gene Ontology annotation, molecular function: protein binding; RNA binding; zinc ion binding. The record is from RefSeq and is a predicted model, not a curated record. Gene Ontology annotation, biological process: RNA modification. Lineage: Eukaryota; Viridiplantae; Streptophyta; Magnoliopsida; Cucurbitales; Cucurbitaceae.
UUAGUCUAAACCGUCUAUCCAGAAAAAGGCACGCCAAAGAGUGAAAUUUGCGAAAGGAAAUUUUGCUUGGUUCUUGAAGAUGGGGGUUUCGCCAACAAUUUGUGGCGGUAAAAUACGCAACCAAAUUUUCCGGUAAGAGUGGUCGCUCUUCUUUUCUUCCCUUCCUCAACAGACAAUCCCUUUGGAAUUUUCAAGGUGAAAAAAUUUCUCUCUCUGACCUUGCUUGAAUCAUUAUCUUCUUCACUGAAGCUUCAUCCGGCUCUCGUUUCUACUACUUUUAUUACUCUGGAACGCCGUCUUUUCCUUAACUUAUUUCAUUUUGGAUAUGCUUCCUCACUUCCAUGGCCGGAAUUUUUUUCAAGUUGUUUAGAAGUUGAGAUAAUUUACAUUCCUAGUUGUACCUGUGCUCUUUUUUUCGCAUUCUUGUUCUCUGCAACCCACUGUAUCUUGUAAGAGUUUAAUUAUUAAGUAUUGAAAUGACUGUCUCCUGUAUUCCAACUUGCCAAUUCACUCUCACGAAACCAAGCUCCACCUUUUCCAAUAAUGAAUUCAUAAAUCAACCCCACCCUCUUUCUCUUUUGUCCAAAUGUACAUCUCUCAGGGAGCUCAAGCAAAUUCAAGCCUAUACCAUCAAAACCAAUCUUCAGAAUGACGUCUCUGUUCUCACCAAGCUCAUUAAUAUCUGCACACGCAACCCCACAACUUCGUCCAUGGACUAUGCCCACCAUCUGUUCGAUCAAAUUUCUGACAAGGAUAUUGUCCUCUUUAACAUAAUGGCACGUGGUUAUGCUCGCUCUAACUCUCCAAAUCUUGCUUUUUCUCUUUUUGCUAAAGUCCUUUCCUCUGGCCUUCUUCCUGAUGACUACACAUUCUCGUCCCUUCUCAAGGCGUGUGCGAGUUCUAAGGCCUUCAAACAAGGUAUGGAGUUGCAUUGUUUUGCUAUUAAACUUGGACUGAAUCAUAAUAUUUACAUAUGCCCAACCCUCAUAAAUAUGUAUGCGGAGUGCAAUGACAUGAAUGCUGCGCGUGGAGUGUUUGAUGAAAUAGAGCAGCCAUGUAUUGUUAGCUAUAAUGCAAUUAUCACGGGUUAUGCUCGAAGUAGUCAGCCUAAUGAGGCAUUGUCUUUGUUUAGAGAAUUGCAAGCGAGUCAUCUUGAGCCUACUGAUGUUACUAUGCUUAGUAUAAUUAUGUCAUGUGCUCUGUUGGGAGCACUAGACCUGGGAAGGUGGAUUCAUGAAUAUGUUAAGAAGAAAGGGUUUGAUAAAUAUGUGAAGGUGAACACUGCACUUAUAGAUAUGUUUGCGAAAUGUGGAAGUCUAGCUGAUGCUAUUUCUAUCUUUGAGGGCAUGCGUGUGAGAGAUACACAAGCUUGGUCUGCAAUGAUAGUUGCAUUUGCAACUCAUGGGGAUGGUUUGAAAGCUAUCUCAAUGUUUGAAGAGAUGAAGAGGACAGGAGUUCGACCCGAUGAGAUCACUUUUUUGGGGCUUUUGUAUGCUUGUAGUCAUGCUGGGCUCGUAGAACAAGGUAGAGAGUAUUUCUAUAACAUGUCUAAAAACUAUGGAAUAACUCCAGGGAUCAAGCAUUAUGGGUGUAUGGUGGAUUUGCUUGGUCGAACAGGUCGUUUAGAUGAGGCUUAUAACUUCAUAGAUGAAUUGGAAAUUAAGCCCACGCCUGUACUCUGGCGCACCUUGUUAUCUGCUUGCAGCACCCAUGGUAAUGUGGACAUGGCAAAGCGGGUUACCGAAAGAAUUUUUGAAUUAGAUGACUCCCAUGGAGGGGAUUAUGUUAUAUUAUCGAACUUGUGUGCUAGAGUAGGAAGAUGGGAAGAUGUGAAUCAUUUGAGGAAAUUGAUGAAAGAUAGAGGGGUGGUGAAGGUUCCUGGGUGUAGUUCUGUAGAGGUAAACAAUGUAGUACAUGAGUUCUUCUCUGGAGAUGGAGUUCACUGCAUUUCAGUAGAGUUGCGCCGAGCACUUGACGAGUUAAUCAAAGAAAUAAAGUUGGUGGGAUAUGUUCCUGAUACAUCUUUAGUAUAUCAUGCUGAUAUGGAAGAGGAAGGGAAAGAACUUGUCCUGAGAUAUCACAGUGAAAAAUUGGCCAUGGCUUUCGGGCUCCUAAAUACACCUCCCGGUACAACGAUAAGGGUAGUCAAGAAUCUCCGUAUUUGUGGAGAUUGCCAUAAUGCUGCAAAGCUUAUAUCUUUAAUUUUUGGGAGGCAAAUCAUUAUUAGGGACGUUCAACGAUUCCAUCGAUUUGAAAAUGGGAAAUGCUCCUGUAGUGAUUUCUGGUAAUAGAAUAUGUUGGAGUCACAUGCCAUUCUUACCGUUAAUGUUUCUUUCCUGAAAUGGCGAUGGUUUGGGUUUCAUUUAGUAUAACUUCAUGGGGGACCUUCAUAUUUUUAUAGCAACCAGGGAAUUCAGAGAAGAUUGGUUUGAAGAUUGGACCUCCCCAUUUAUUUAAUUUGGAAUUCAUGUAGUAUAACUUCAUGGGGGCCUUUAUGUUUUGUAUAGCAACCAAGGAACUCAGAGCAAGAUUGAUUUGAAUGUUGGACCUCUCCAUAUAUUUUUUUCAUAUAUUUACCAGUGUAGCAUUGAUCAUUACAUGUAAUGGAUCAAAUUUAAGUAUAUAACCAUUGGAUGAACAUAUUUUGUUUGACAA